AUGGCGACGAAGCAAUUCAAGGCACCUAUCGCGAAACGAAUCACGGCCAGAUCGCCGAUCCUGCAUCCUUCCCCAGCUUAUUCACUUCACAGUCAAAUGUCUAGUCUCCGACUGGAUGCUCAAGAGGAUGACGACGAGACGGACGUUACACCCUCCAGCAGGCCAUCUGAGCAAGCCUUGUUCAACCAAGUCUUGACUUGGCUUCACCAGGAACAAAGUAGGCAGAAAAGCGCCAACGAUGGCAUUAUUACUUCCAACAAUAGCAAUGGUCAGCUUCAGCUGGAGGGAAAGCGGCAUUCGGUUGGAUCAGAAAAGGGACUUGCUCUUGACCAGCUGGAGAGCAUUCUUCAACAUUACGCUGCAACAACAACAACAAAGGACCAUGCGAGCCCUCUUCAGCACAGGCGAUCUAAGAAACACCGUUCCAGACCGAAGGGGUUAAGAAGAGGGUCCGGCUCGGAAUCUGAUUAUUUCGAUGACUCGGUCGUGCCUAGUGUUGACGCUAUGCUGGACAAUUCAAAAACACUGGCAUAUUCAGGCGGUGCAGUGUCAACAGAUCAGCUCACGCUUACUGCCGAUCAACGAAGUCGAUAUAUGAAAGAUCAAUCCCACUGGUUGAUCUUCAAAUCGGAGAUUUUGCGGUUGAUUCAUACUCUCAGACUCAAGGGAUGGCGCAGAGUUUCUAUGGAAGAUAGUUCCGAUAUCGAAGUGACCCGUCUCAGUGGUGCGCUCACCAAUGCAGUAUACGUUGUGAAACCGCCGCCUCCUUCGCCUCCGACACCGAAUGCUGAUGGGACCGAGAAGUUGGCACCUCGAAGACCUCCUCCGAAACUACUUCUUCGUAUAUACGGCCCGCAAGUAGAGCACCUGAUUGAUCGAGAUGGAGAACUUCAGAUCCUUCGUCGGCUAGGAAAGAAGAAUAUUGGGCCACGAGUACUCGGCACAUUCAAGAACGGACGAUUCGAAGAAUUCUUCAACGCUCAUCCAUUAACACCCCAAGCGUUGCGCAACCCUCAAACUUCAAGACAGAUAGCCAAGCGCAUGAGAGAGCUUCACGAUGGAGUUGAACUGCUUGAAGAGGAACGUCUCAGUGGACCAGCCGUGUUCCGGAACUGGGAUAAAUGGGUCGAUCGUUGUGAGCAAGUCAUAUCCUGGCUUGACAAGGAGAUUCUUACGGGUCAUCUGGACGGACCAGAGCCAUGGCGCAAACGUGGUUUGAUAUGCGGUGUGCCGUGGGCGACGUUUCGAAAGGCCGUAGAGAAUUAUCGGAUUUGGUUGUUUGAUCACUUAGGCGGUAUCAAGGAGGUCAAGCGACAAUUAGUUUUUGCACAUAAUGAUACUCAAUAUGGAAAUCUUCUUCGGCUCGAACCCGAGGAUCAAUCACCCUUAUUACUCCCAGCUAAUUCGCACAAACAAUUAGUUGUUAUAGACUUUGAAUAUUCCUCGGCCAACACACCAGCCUUGGAAUUUGCAAAUCAUUUUACCGAGUGGUGCUAUAAUUAUCAUGAUGCUGAAAGACCUUGGGCAUGCAAUACGCGUGCAUACCCAACACCAGAAGAGCAGCAUCGAUUCAUCUCCGCAUAUGUCUACCACCAUCGACCACAACAACAGGGUAUGGGGACUUCCCCGCUAGCUACACCAGAUAUUGCGCCAUCGUCCAUCCCCACGCCACGAUUAGCGCCAUUUUCACUCGAUGCACCAGCCAUGAGCCUAUCAGCGUCAUCGUCAUUGAUCACAUCCGAUACCCCGCAGGAUAGAGUACUAUACGAAGAAACAUUCGAGGCUGAAAUACAGCAAUAUAUGCGACAAACGCGGUUAUGGCGAGUUGCGAAUUCAGCUCAAUGGGUCGCAUGGGGUAUUGUACAGGCUAAAGUGGCAGCUCUGGAAGAAGAGGAGGCAGCUCAAGCAGCUGCUUCUUCUCCCACAGGCGAGUCAAAAGAAAAUACGACAGUGAGCCAAGAAAUGCAAAAGACUAUCGAGGAAGCGGAAGAGAGUGAAUUCGAUUAUUUGGCCUACUCUCAGGACCGCGCGCUUUUCUUUUGGGCUGACGUGCUUUCCAUGAGUCUCAUCCGUGAGAAUGAAUUACCUGACGAGCUUUUGGAGGCUGUCAAGCAGCGGAUGUUGAACUAUUAA
This is a messenger RNA of Talaromyces stipitatus ATCC 10500, 2133 nucleotides long. RefSeq names its product choline kinase, putative. Gene Ontology annotation, molecular function: choline kinase activity; ethanolamine kinase activity. Gene Ontology annotation, biological process: phosphatidylcholine biosynthetic process; phosphatidylethanolamine biosynthetic process. Gene Ontology annotation, cellular component: cytoplasm. The transcript has 3 exons. The record is from RefSeq and is a predicted model, not a curated record. Bases 1 to 2133 code for a protein of 710 amino acids. Lineage: Eukaryota; Fungi; Ascomycota; Eurotiomycetes; Eurotiales; Trichocomaceae.